Molecule: messenger RNA, 1090 nt
Organism: Chelonoidis abingdonii (Abingdon island giant tortoise)
Lineage: Eukaryota; Metazoa; Chordata; Testudines; Testudinidae
Product: tubulin polymerization-promoting protein family member 2
Biological process (GO): microtubule bundle formation; positive regulation of protein polymerization; microtubule polymerization
Cellular component (GO): microtubule
Molecular function (GO): tubulin binding
Source: RefSeq, a predicted model, not a curated record
UACUAUGGUAAUAGGGGCCUAAAUAGGUAGCUAUAGUCUGACCUCCCAAUGUCAUUCACUGGAGGGGAUCAGGGGGUGAGGGGUGGAGAAAGCAGACCAUGCAGGAAUCUUUGGGUGGAAUCCCAAAGUUUGUGUGAUGCUGGAGCUCUGACUAUGGAUUUGGUUUCCAAAGCUGUACAGAGGAUUUAGGUGCCCAGUUUCUAUACAUUUUAAUAGAAUACGACUAACAUAUAUCCUCUCCCGAAAUCCCAACUCUCUAGAAAUAACCCCCACUCAUUUCUCUUCUCUCCUCAGACACCUCACUCUUAAAUUCCAGUUGUAUUUGUGCUAAUAUAAUUAUGAUCCCAACAACAUAGUCUCAGGGUGAAGGGGUUGUAGUGGUGAUGGCUUGGUGGGGAGGCCCAUCCUAACAGUUUCCCUCUUUCCCUAGCCCAAGGAUGUCGGAGUUGGAGAAAGUCUUCUGUAAAUUUGCCACGUAUGGUGACACGGCUGCCACUGGCAAGGAUAUGACGGGCAAGAACUUCUCCAAGAUGUUGAAAGAUUGUGGUGUGAUGGACGGGAAGGCCGUGACUAGCACUGAUGUCGAUAUUGUGUUCAACAAAGUCAAGACCAAAGGCGCACGCACCAUCAACUUUGCUGAGUUCCAGCAGGCCAUGAAGGAGCUGUGUGGCAAGCGGUUCAAGGGCAAGUCUCCUGAGGAAGCCCUGCAGGCUGUAUAUGCACUGAUGGAGGGCAAGGAACCAGCCAAUGUGGGUGUAACGAAAACCACCACAGCUGGUGGGGUUGAUAGACUGACAGACACCAGCAAAUACACAGGCUCCCACAAGGAACGGUUUGAUGAGAGCGGCAAGGGGAAAGGGAUAGCUGGCCGUGAAGACGUGACUGAUGGCAGUGGCUAUGUUGGGGCCUACAAGGGAGCUGGCACCUAUGACAAGAAACACUAGAGCUGGCACUGCACCUUAGGGAGCCCGACACCCUGUCCUCUCCUGUAACCUAGGAAGGAGGCCAUUAAACAUCUCAUGCUUAUUGCACCCUGGCUUUUUUGUGUGUGUGUGUGUGUGUGUGUGUGUUAUUUCUGGGGGAAUACUGU